ACAAACAGAAACAAUUAUAAUAAACUAUAAAAAAACGUGUACAAAGUGAACAAUAAACAUGACCCAAGAUAUUUUAAUGUCCAAUGAAGAGCCGGUGGCACCCACCAAUGAUUCGGCCCACAAGCAAUUGCAACAAUUUUGCUUGCUGGCCAAGACAGCUCAUGGUGCUGCCAUUUUAGAGUUGGUCAAACAAGUUUUAGAAGCACCAGGUGUCUAUGUAUUUGGCGAACUAUUGGUUAUGCCAAACAUUCAAGAGCUAAAAACUGGUGACCAUGUAAAAUAUUUCAACACCUUGAAUUUGUUUGCUUAUGGCACAUAUAAACAAUAUCGCCAGCAGCCCCAGGACUAUUUGGAUUUAACUACAGCCAUGCAAAAGAAAUUGCAACAUUUAACCAUCGUUUCGUUGGCCAUCAAAAAUAAAAGCAUACCCUAUGAUGUAUUGUUGGAAGAGUUGGAAAUCAGUAAUGUUCGUCAUUUGGAAGAUGUUAUUAUUGAAGCAAUUUAUGCAGAUAUAAUUCAUGGCAAACUGUUUCAAAACAAUCGUUUCUUGGAGAUUGAUUAUGCUCAGGGUCGUGAUAUACCACCUGGCUAUACAGCCAAAAUAGCUGAGACACUUCAGGAUUGGAUUGAUUCAUGUGAUGCCAUCUCCAAUUGUAUUGUGGAUCAAAUAAAGCUUGCUAAUGCUGAAAAGGCUAAGAAAUUGGAUAAUAAGAAACAAAUUGAACAGGAGAUAAUUAAUUUGAAGAAAGUUUUGAAAACACAAAUCAACGACAAUGAUGAAGCCAUGCAAAUCGAUUCACGUGAAACCUCAUCCACCAGUCAGGAGGCGCGCAAAAAAACUCACAAAGUUAAACCAUCACGAUCAACGGAUUUAUUCAAAUUCAGCAAGUAAAGUUUUCACAGUCGUUCGCUUGAAACUUAAACACAGGGGUUGAUUAUCUCGUAUACCCAUCUCUAACAACAAAAACAACAUCAUCAUUAUCAUCAUCUUUAAAAGCAACAACAAUAACAACAACAACUUCAUGGGAGAUAAACUAAAUAAUGGAUUUUUAUUUAUAAAGUAAAUCAUGUAUAAAAAUUUAUUUGAAUUUCAAUUUUUAUAACUCUCUAUAUUUCCCUUUCUAAUAAUAUUUGGUUAAGAAGAAUGAGUGGGGAGAGAGAUAAAGAAAGAGUAAUAAUACAAUGAAUUUCUAUACAUAUACUUAUGCACUUGUCAAUGAAAUUUUCAAAUAAAUGUCAAAUUUCUUGGAAACAAUAAUACAUAAUAAUAAAAAAAAUCAUCUUUUUUUGUAAUAAA
Calliphora vicina (urban bluebottle blowfly) is the source of this 1297-nucleotide messenger RNA. It is a transcript of the gene CSN7, whose product is annotated as COP9 signalosome subunit 7. The coding region runs from base 59 to 892 and encodes 277 amino acids. The transcript is spliced from 5 exons. The record is from RefSeq and is a predicted model, not a curated record. Gene Ontology annotation, cellular component: COP9 signalosome. NCBI's taxonomy places the organism in Eukaryota, Metazoa, Arthropoda, Insecta, Diptera, Calliphoridae. Gene Ontology annotation, biological process: COP9 signalosome assembly.